GCUUCCCCAAAAAAACGUUUACAGUGCAGAGGGCUCUGUAUAGCUCCGCAUUGACAUAAUUGGUUGAUGGCUCUGAGCUGCUGAGCGAAGCUCAAGAGGUAUGAAUGCCCUGACUUCUGCAGAGGCCCGGAUCGCAGUAAAUGCUGUAUGGUCAAAACAGACAUCUGAGUGACCAUACAUACGUUUACCUCAUGGAAAAGCAGAUGCUCGAUAUGACGGGUGAUUACUUGUCCACAAAAGAACAGCUUCACUUUCUCCAACACCACCCAUUGGAGCAACGAUAAACAGGGCGUUUUUACAAGCCAAUCAUGAAUCUAAUUGGCUCUGCAAAGAAAAGGACACCAACGUGCGUCGUUUGAAUUUUGAGCUUGUCUUUUGGUCACGGAAAAUAUGAGUGUCGGCUGGCAAAGGUGUGGCUUUAACUCAGUGUUGUGAACUAGUAUUGGAGGAUGCCUCGUCGCGAUCCUGACGGCUCUUCUGCAAGCCGGCGCAAGGGUGCAACACCCAAGCGUCGGCCUCCAGCCCCAACCGCGCCUGCUUCAACAUCACCGGCAGCACGGCUGAGCGGACCAUCAGCCCCUGCAGGUGUAGCUCCCUCCCGGCAAAAGAGGAGGUUUCGCCCUGGCACCCGAGCUCUGAUGGAAAUUCGAAAGUACCAGAAGAGCACGGACUUGCUUUUGCGCAAGGGACCGUUUGCGCGCCUGGUUCGGGAGGUGUGCCAGACGUAUAGCAGGGACUUCAUGAGAUGGCAGGUGUAUGCUCUUCUGGCAUUGCAGGAGGCUGCAGAGGCUUUCCUCGUUUUACUGUUUUCCGAUGCCUACCUGUGUACCAUCCACGCCAAGCGUGUAACGCUAUUCCCCCGUGACAUUCAGCUUGCCCGGCGAAUUCGAGGAGUGGAUCAUCUCUGAGAACACUCAGAUGAGCCAUUGAGCUUUCUGCUGCCUCCUGGCCCCUGAUCUACCCGCUUUCCCAGCAGGCAGCGCAGCCAAUCCAAUCUUCUCACACCUGCCUGAAACAGCUCCUGAUGGUCCUGUUUACAGGUGUGCUGAGGCUUCGCUUGGGACCGAGAAUCACACCGGGCAACAUUUAGGGAGUUCGAUGUUUAAAGUUAACGGCACACCAGUUGAACGACUACAGAGGAGCGGGAACACUGUUUUAGCGUAUUAUCACAAUAAUGGUGUGGACAUGAGGAUUUUUGGAGUCAAAGAGAAGGGGUUGGACAGAGAAUGGUACUG
This is a messenger RNA of Oncorhynchus mykiss (rainbow trout), 1235 nucleotides long. The record is from RefSeq and is a predicted model, not a curated record. Lineage: Eukaryota; Metazoa; Chordata; Actinopteri; Salmoniformes; Salmonidae.